Aspergillus nomiae NRRL 13137 is the source of this 1212-nucleotide messenger RNA. RefSeq names its product putative aspartate transaminase. The coding region runs from base 1 to 1212 and encodes 403 amino acids. Gene Ontology annotation, molecular function: pyridoxal phosphate binding; L-aspartate:2-oxoglutarate transaminase activity. The transcript has 4 exons. Lineage: Eukaryota; Fungi; Ascomycota; Eurotiomycetes; Eurotiales; Aspergillaceae. Gene Ontology annotation, biological process: L-aspartate biosynthetic process. The record is from RefSeq and is a predicted model, not a curated record. Gene Ontology annotation, cellular component: cytosol.
AUGACUGUUCUAAGCACCUUGGCCCCGGUGCCGGCGGAUGAGAUCUUCGCCUUGAACCGUGCCUACGCCAACGACGACUACCCGAAGAAGGUCAGUCUCGGUGUGGGUGUCUACCGUACAGACGAUGGCAAGCCAUGGCCGCUGCCCGUCGUCCGCGAGGCAGAGAAGCGCCUACUUGCCGACGACAACCUCUUCAGACAUGAAUAUACCGCUAUCGAAGGUGACAUCCCCUUCCUCGAGCUGGCUCGAGACCUGAUGUUCGGCUUCGACGCGAAAGACACCUCCGACAAGGUCAAGGCGACCAAGGGCCGCAUUGGCUCUGUCCAGGCUGUCGCAGGUACCGGUGCCAACCACCUCGGUGCUGUCUUCCUCUCACACCUUAUGAAGCCCAAGAAUGUCUGGCUCUCCAACCCAUCCUGGGCCAACCAUCUAACCAUCUGGGAGCUCGCUGGCGUCCCCCGGAAGACCUACCCGUACUACAAGGCCGCCACCCGCUCCUUCGACUUCGAAGGCAUGAUGUCUACCCUCGAAGCCGACGCCCAGCAAGGAGAUGUCAUCCUCCUCCAUGCCUGCGCUCAUAACCCCACCGGUCUUGACCCCAACAAGGAGCAAUGGAAGCUAUUGCCGACCUGUGCGAGCGGCUUCGCCUCCGGUUCUGCCGACGAGGACGCCUGGGCUGUCCGGUACUUUCUUAAUGAGAAGCCCCAGAUGGAAAUGUGCGUUGCCCAGAGCUUCUCGAAGAACUUUGGUCUGUAUGGCCAGCGUGUCGGUGCAUUCCACUACGUCCUGAACGACGGUGCCCAGAACCUCCGCGACAUCGUCGUCAACAACCUCUGUCACUUCAUCCGUGGAGAAUACUCCAUGGGUCCCACCGGCGGAUGCAGCAUCGUUAAGAAAGUCCUGACUGAUGAUGAACUCACUGCCCAGUGGCAUGAAGAUCUGCAGGUCAUGAGCUCCCGUAUCAGGACCAUGAGACAAGCCCUGUACAAUGAGCUCAUCAAACUCGAGACUCCCGGAACAUGGAGACACAUCGUUGAACAGAAUGGAAUGUUCUCCUACACCGGUCUGACCCCCUCUCAAGUGUACGCCUUGAAGGACAAAUAUCACAUUUACCUUCUCAAAUCCGGCAGAGCCUCCAUCAGCGGCCUGAGCGAGAAGAACGUCACCUACGUAGCUCAGGCUAUCAACGACGUUGUCCGCAACGUCAACUAA